CUGUUUUGAAACAUCCAAGAACACCCUCAAAUACACUUGGGAUGAUGGAUUAUCAGAACUCUGAUAAUGAGCAGUUACUGAAACGUUUACGGUCUGCUCAAUCUGUUGAUGAGGUUACAUACCCAGCUCCUCCUCAACAAGCUUCAUGGGCACUUGAUGAACUUCCAAGAACUGUUGCCUGCUCAAUGCAUCAGGGAUCCAUUGUGACAAGCAUGGAUUUUCAUCCUUCUUUUCAAACAUUACUUGUUGUUGGUUGUGGCAAUGGUGAAAUUACCUUAUGGGAAAUUGGGAAGCGAGAGAGGCUGGUUUCAAAACCAUUCAAGAUAUGGGAUAUGACAGCUUGUUCAGUUCCAUUUCAGGGCAAAGAUCUGUCAUUAUCCGUCAGUCGUGUAGUAUGGAGUCCAGAUGGAAGCUUGAUUGGGGUUGCAUAUUCGAAGCAUCUGGUUCAUUUGUAUGCUUAUCAAGGGUCUAAUGAUCUGCGUCAACAUUUGGAGAUUGAUGCCCAUAUUGGAAGUGUAAAUGACUUGGUAUUCUCGCAUCCAAACAGGCAACUGGUUGUUGUAACAUGUGGAGAUGAUAAGUUAAUAAAAGUAUGGGAUAUGGCUGGAAGGAAGCUCUUUAAUUUUGAAGGCCAUGAGGCACCUGUUUAUUCUAUUUGUACUCACCAGAAGGAAUGUAUUCAGUUUAUAUUUUCCACUGCUGUUGAUGGGAAAAUAAAGGCUUGGUUGUAUGACAAUUUGGGCUCUAGGGUUGACUAUGAUGCUCCUGGACAUUCAUGUACAAAAAUGCUCUACAGUGCUGAUGGAAGCCGAUUGUUCUCUUGUGGAACAAAUAAAGAAGGGGACUCUUUCCUGGUUGAAUGGAAUGAAACCGAAGGAACACUAAAGAGGGUGUACUCAGGCUUCAGAAAGAAAUCUGCCGGCAUAGUACAAUUUGAUAUGACAAGAAAUCGCUUUUUGGCAGCUGGUGAGGAUGGGCAGAUUAAAUUUUGGGAUGCGGACAAUCCAAGUAUGGUCACAAGUACAGAAGCUGAGGGUGGACUUCUGAAUCUUCCUCAUGUUAGAUUUAAUAAGGAAGGGAAUCUGCUUGCUGUUACCACGGCAGACAAUGGUUUCAAGAUUCUUGCAAAUACCAAUGGUCUUAGAACUUUACGAGCAAUUGAGGCUCAAUCUUAUGAUGCAUCCAAAACACCCAUUGAAAUGAAGGUGUCUACUUCUGUGAUGGUUGCAAGCAUAAGUCCAGUGGUUAGUAAAGUGGAACGUGUUGAGCAGAGCUCUCCUGCCAAGCCUACUCCUAUCAUUAAUGGAAUUGAAUCCAUGGGAAGGAGCAUUGAGAAUAAGCCAAGGAAAUUGGAGGAUGUUUCUGAUAAAAGCAGACAUUGGGAACUGACCGAGAUUGUUGAUCCUUUACAGUGCAGAACAGUCACCAUGCCAGAUAACUCAGAUAGCAAGGUUGUUCGGCUUCUUUAUACAAAUUCUGGUGUUGGCAUUCUGGCUCUUGGAUCGAAUGGGGUUCAGAAAUUAUGGAAAUGGAUUCGUAGUGAACAAAAUCCCACUGGGAAGGCUAGUGCUAAUGUUGUUCCACAACAUUGGCAACCAAGCAAUGGUCUGCUCAUGACUAAUGAUGUCCCUGACAAUUUGGAGGAAGCAGUUCCUUGUAUGGCCCUGUCAAAGAAUGAUUCCUAUGUAAUGUCUGCAUGUGGGGGAAAGGUUUCAUUGUUCAAUAUGAUGACAUUUAAGGUAAUGACAACUUUUAUGCCGCCACCUCCUACUUCAACCUUUUUGGCAUUUCAUCCUCAAGAUAAUAACAUCAUAGCAAUUGGAAUGGAGGAUUCAACCAUCCACAUUUACAAUGUUCGGGUGGAUGAGGUUAAAACAAAAUUGAAAGGUCACCAGAAACGCAUAACUGGUUUAGCAUUUUCUACAAGCCUUAACGUAUUGGUCUCAUCAGGUGCUGAUGCUCAGCUUUUCUUCUGGAACACGGACACUUGGGAAAAGAGAAAGUCAAUAGCGAUCCAACUGCCUGCUGGAAAGGCACCUCAAGGUGACACUCGAGUGCAAUUCCAUUCUGAUCAAAUUCGAUUGUUGGUAUGCCAUGAGACUCAACUUGCAAUAUAUGAUGCUUCCAAGAUGGAGCGCUUACAGCAGUGGGUUCCACAAGAUGCACUUUCUUCGCUCAUAUCUUGGGCAGUAUAUUCCUGCAACAGCCAACUAGUUUAUGCUACAUUUGCUGAUGGUAACAUUGGAGUAUUUGAUGCUGAUAGUUUGCGGCUAAGGUGCCGUAUUGCACCAUCUGCAUAUAUGCCCCCAGCAUCAUUGAACAGCCAAACUCUGUACCCGCUAGUUGUCACAGCACACCCUCAGGAGCCCAAUCAAUUGGCUGUUGGACUUACAGAUGGAACUGUUAAAGUUAUAGAACCCUCUGAGGCUGAGAAAAGGUGGGGAGUACCAGUGCCUGUGGAUAAUGGAAUCGAAAAUGGCAGGAUAGAAACAUCAUCCGCUACUAACACUUCUGAGCAGCUUCAGAGAUGAAAACAGCUAUUCCUUAUGCUUCUGAAUAUGUAUAUUAUCCUUGUAUAAUUAGUCCGUCUUGCUGCCUAAUUAAAUGUGUGGGCAUAGAGAAAAGAAAGUUAGAAACAAGAUAAAGUCAUGUAUAUUUGGAGCUAACUUAAUCUUAUAAAUACAACGCUUGCUGCUUCAAAUGAUAAGUUCAUCCCUACUCUCCUGUCUCACAGAGAGCAUCAAGAAGAAAUUCACCUCAUUGUAAACUCUCUAGCAUGUUUGUUGAGGAGAAAUUAAUUGAGCAAAUGUUC
Molecule: messenger RNA, 2812 nt
Organism: Rubroshorea leprosula
Lineage: Eukaryota; Viridiplantae; Streptophyta; Magnoliopsida; Malvales; Dipterocarpaceae
Source: the annotation of a GenBank genome assembly